Molecule: messenger RNA, 841 nt
Organism: Parasteatoda tepidariorum (common house spider)
Lineage: Eukaryota; Metazoa; Arthropoda; Arachnida; Araneae; Theridiidae
Product: fatty acid-binding protein
Molecular function (GO): lipid binding
Source: RefSeq, a predicted model, not a curated record
UAAGGAACGAAGUCGAUUCUGAUUGGAUGAUGCUAGUACCCUACUCCAGUCUCAGACUUACGUUGUGAUAAGAAGCGGGGGACUCGUAUAUAAACACUUCUCCUUGGCUUUUUACUUCCCGCCGUCUCAUUGCCAGAUUAAGAUUUUAUUUGAAGCUUUUUGUCAAACGAUAAUUCUAAUUUCCAAAAUGGCCGAUAUCCAAGGAAGCUUCAAGUUGGUCUCCAGUGAAAAUUUUGGAGAAUUUUUGAAGGAAAUUGGGGUCAACAUGGUGACUCGCAAACUGGCUGAGACAUCAAAGCCAACUGUGGAGAUCAAGAUUGAGGGGGAUGAUUACUCCAUCAAGACCCUUGCCUUCAAAAGCUCCGAAAUCAAAUUCAAGCUUGGCCAGGAGUUCGAAGAGAAGAGACUCGAUGGUGCCACAGUCAAGACGGUGGUUACACGUGACGGAAACAAACUUACCCAAAUUCAACAUGGGGAUAAGGAAGUAAAAAUCGUCCGAGAAGUAUCUGGAGAUACCCUGACAGUCACAUGUGAAGCUGGCAGCGUUGUUUCCACAAGAGUCUACAAACGAGAAUAAGUGCAUGUCCAUCUGUCAGUCGUCAUCUCAUCGAUAUCAGGACACCUGUUUUCACCAGUCAAGUUCUACCCAAAACAACAUACGGGUUCUAAUAUAAAAUCGAAAUGUUUUAAUUUUCCGAUAUUUUGUGUAACGGUGAACUAAUUGUGUCGAUUCUAAAGAUGCUCAUUCAUUUUAAAAAUGUCUGUGCACAAACGAAAUAACAUCUGUAUUCUUUUUUAUUUUUUUUUUUUAAAUGUCUAAUAAAAUAUUGCAAUUAUAAAA